UGAGUGGAUGAAUAGAGCCUAGGGAUAUAUUUUGUUUUUCUUCUUCUACUCGAUAGGGUUUAUAGUUUCUUCAGUGACAAAGCAAUGCUACCUUUCUGAUUCUGAUGGCGUCGUUUUCCCAUUGCACUCGUCGUUUCAUCUCACUCUCUUCGAUGAAAUCAGCUGUUAGAACAAUCAGUCAUUCUCCUCUUCUCAACGCUACUGUGCCCCACCGUCCAUUCUCACCGCUUAUCAGAACUUGUGUGUACCGACUAGGAAGUGUGCAGUCACUUUUGCCUCUACAUAGUACAGUGGCUACUGCAAGAAUGGUGUCUAGUCUUAGCAUUGAUUCAAGGAAUUGUGAAGCUCUUUCACAUGCUACUCUCUGCUGCAACCACCCUGGACCCUAAGAGGUCUUUGUUACUUUGAAGUUUGAAAUGUGAGUGGUUGUCUCCUUUGGAAAAAGAACAAACACAACUCAUAACAUUUGGAGCUCUGCUUGUGAUUGGGGAAAAAAAAUAAUGAUUGGUAUUGAUUUUCGGAUGAGUUGCAAAGUUUAUGUAUUAUGAAUUUAGCCCCAAUUCAUUUUCUUCUUUCUUAUAGACCAGAUUCUCAAAUGUGGUUAACUUUUCUUUAUUUGGUUUUUGGUUUUUAACCGAGUCUUAUGACGUGAAUGGGUGAUCUAUCUAACUAAUCUCACCUCAUGAAGAAAAGGCUAUUGUUAUUUAUUUAUUUGGUUAAUUUUUGUAUGGACACCCUACCCUCAUCUUGAAUACCUCACCUAAUGAGAGAAAACUAUUGCUUUCUUUAUUUGGCUUA
Glycine soja is the source of this 798-nucleotide messenger RNA. RefSeq lists its product as uncharacterized. The record is from RefSeq and is a predicted model, not a curated record. Lineage: Eukaryota; Viridiplantae; Streptophyta; Magnoliopsida; Fabales; Fabaceae. Bases 105 to 389 code for a protein of 94 amino acids. The transcript has 2 exons.